CUCCAUACAAACAAAAAUGGCGGACAUCGAGAAGUGGAUAAGUAUUGCGAAGGAUUGUAAAUAUCUUCCAGAAAAUGACUUAAAGAAAUUAUGCGACAUGGUGUGUGAGCUGUUGCUGGAGGAAUCCAAUGUCCAGCCGGUGUCCACACCAGUGACCGUAUGUGGAGACAUUCAUGGACAGUUCUAUGACCUCAUGGAAUUAUUUCGGACAGGAGGACAAGCACCAGACACCAACUACAUAUUUAUGGGUGACUUUGUAGACCGAGGAUACUACAGUUUAGAGACAUUCACACUUCUACUGACAUUGAAAGCUCGAUGGCCAGACAAGAUUACAUUAUUACGUGGAAAUCAUGAAAGUAGACAAAUUACACAAAUCUAUGGAUUUUAUGAUGAAUGCCAAACCAAAUAUGGAAAUGCCAAUGCAUGGCGGUACUGUUGUAAAGUGUUUGAUUUGCUGACCGUAUCUGCAAUUAUAGACGAAUGUAUUCUGUGUGUCCACGGAGGUCUGUCCCCAGACAUCAAAACCAUUGACCAGAUCCGAACCAUAGAAAGGAACCAGGAAAUCCCUCACAAAGGCGCCUUCUGUGAUCUUGUCUGGUCCGACCCUGAGGAUGUAGAAACUUGGGCGAUCAGUCCCAGGGGUGCUGGUUGGCUGUUUGGUUCAAAGGUCACCAAUGAAUUUGUACACAUAAACAACUUAAAAUUGAUAUGCAGAGCACAUCAGUUAGUCCAUGAAGGUUACAAGUACAUGUUUGAUGAGAAGCUGGUGACAGUGUGGUCAGCCCCUAACUACUGCUAUAGGUGUGGAAACAUAGCUGCAGUCCUUUCCUUCAAUGAUGCAGAUCAACGAGAGGCUAAACUCUUCCGAGCAGUACCCGACAGUGAACGUAUCAUACCCUCGCGCACGACGACACCCUAUUUCCUAUAGAAACACAUGAUGAUACUGUAAAUGUAUUUGAAAACAGACUUGUUUUUAUAGGACACAGACAGAUGUAUACAGUGCUGGGACAGAGUCAUGCUGGGUCAUCUGACGGAGGACCAUUUAUAUUAUAGCAUUCGAUUGUUGCCUUUGGAUGUUAUUUGCAUCAGACACUUUUAAUGUUAAAGUCUACAAUUCUGAACUAAUCGGAUUAAAAAUAUCCAAUUAAGUUGACCUCGGUAACAUCACUAAUAGCAUGACUGUUUAUUGUGGUAACCACACAAUCUGAGUACUAACUAUUUACUAUGGUAACCACACAAAUACAACUGUUUAAGUGUUUACCUUGGUAACGGUAACAUAUAUUUUAUAAUCACUUUAAAAACUACACAAACUGUGAUACAGCAGGUAGUUAAUUUUUCUGGAAUUUUGAAGAGAAAAAACAAGAGAUUCUGAAAUGCUUUGAUAGAGAUUGAGAUUGAAAUGAUUUUAGAAUUGUUUGAGUAAUGUUGGAUUCCUGUAAUUAGUGCAUGGGGACACCAGAUUUUAAGUGGGUAAGGGAUUACGUUGGAUUGAAUUACUGGAAAUGUUUCAUUAUUUAUAAUACGAGUGAUUGUAUAUGAUAAAACAUUAACAAACUACUACAAGUGUGAUAAAUAUGUCAUUUUGUAAUUAUAGAAAUCAGAACUGCAACAUGAGACCUCAGUCAAGCAGUUGAUGAUGUUUAAACAAGUCAUUCUGUUUGCAUGAAAGAAUAAUUUUGAGCAUAAACGAUAUUCAUUGUAAAUGUACAAAAAUGGGCUGUUGAAAGAGUGUUGACUAAUAUGUAAUAUUAUGAUACAUUUAUAAAGGGGUUGUCUAGAAUAUACCGGUUAUACAUUUAUAAAGGUGUUGUCCAUGAACAGAAUGUGAAUGCGAUGGUAGUCUCAAUUUAUUUCCAAAACCUUUUUUUUAACAACAAGAUAUACAGUAUUGUGAUUGUCUCUAUGAGGAGGUAUGAGUGAUUGAAUGUGUAGUGUGAUGGAUAUUUGAAGGUUACAGAUAUUUGUGUUCAGUAGGUACAUAUGUUUUCCAUUGCAUGUAUAGAUGUACAGAUUUGAUAUUUGUAUGAAAUGUAUAUAAUGUAUAGAUGAAAUAAACUGUAAUUAUUUUAUCAGCA
Molecule: messenger RNA, 2075 nt
Organism: Pecten maximus
Lineage: Eukaryota; Metazoa; Mollusca; Bivalvia; Pectinida; Pectinidae
Product: serine/threonine-protein phosphatase 6 catalytic subunit
Exons: 10
Coding region: 17-928 (303 amino acids)
Biological process (GO): peptidyl-serine dephosphorylation; G1/S transition of mitotic cell cycle
Cellular component (GO): cytoplasm
Molecular function (GO): protein serine/threonine phosphatase activity
Source: RefSeq, a predicted model, not a curated record